AUGAUAAUAAUUAAUAAAUUAUCAUUGCUGUUAAUUUUUGUCUACAUCACUGUACGAUGCAAUGGAUAUUUCACUGUCAAUAACUUAGACUCAUUAGAACAGAACAAUGUGAUCUGCCAAUCCUGCAAAGAACCUCCUUUUCAACCAACAUGGGACAGCUUGGACAGCCGUAAGUUACCCAAAUGGUACGACGAUGCAAAAUUUGGAAUUUUCAUCCACUGGGGAGUAUUUAGCGUUCCGAGUUUCAGCUCUGAAUGGUUUUGGAAGCACUGGAAAGACGAAAACGGUACCGGCAAAAUAACCGAUUUUAUGAAACAGCACUACCCACCGAAUUAUUCUUAUCAAGAUUUCGCUCGAGAUUUCACUGCGGAUUUCUUCAACGCAACUCAAUGGACAGAGUUAUUUGCUGCAGCGGGUGCUAAGUAUGUAGUAUUGACCAGCAAACAUCAUGAAGGAUAUACUUUAUGGCCCUCCAAGUACUCUUUCAGCUGGAACGCUAAGGACGUUGGGCCUCAUAGAGAUUUGAUAGGUGAACUUGCCCGUGCAAUAAGAAAAACUCCAAUAAAAUUUGGACUGUAUCACUCUUUGUACGAGUGGUUCAAUCCCAUGUGGGAGUCGGACAAGAAGUCAAAUUUCUCCACUAGCGAGUUUGUCACUUACAAAAUAAUUCCUGAGAUGAUGGAGCUCGUAAAUACUUAUCAGCCAGAAGUACUUUGGUCUGAUGGUGAAUGGGAAGCUCCGGAUACUUACUGGAAAUCCAAAGAAUUUUUAGCUUGGUUGUUCAAUCAAAGUCCAGUUAAAGAUACGGUUGUAGUCAAUGACCGCUGGGGGCAUGAGACGCUCUGCCAUCACGGCGAUUUUUAUACUUGUACUGACAGAUACAAUCCAGGAGUUCUGCAGAAGCAUAAGUGGGAAAAUGCAAUGACAAUUGACAAAAAAUCAUGGGGCUUCCGUCGCAAUGCCGCUUUAAGUGAAUAUUUAACAACAGCAGAGUUAAUUAAAGAACUAGUAAUUACCGUAAGUUGCGGUGGUAAUUUAUUAAUGAACGUUGGGCCAACGAAAGACGGGAUUAUUCCUCCAAUUUAUGAAGAACGGCUUAGAGAAAUGGGUCAAUGGCUAAAAAUAAAUGGAGAAGCUAUUUAUUAUACUCGGCCUUUUGCUAUUCAGAAUGAUACCCUGAGUAAAGAUGUCUGGUACACUCAAGGUAACUCGGGGGAUACAAGAACUACAUAUGCAAUUGUUUUGACCUGGCCUGCAAAUGAUUUGCUGCCUUUAUCUGUUCAUUCUGCCUCUAAGCUCUCUAUUCUCGGCUACGAAGGAUCUUUUAAGUGGGAACGAAUGAGAGAUAAUAUAAAAAUUUACCUGCCACCAGCCGCUCACAGAGGCCAGUCAGCUUGGGUUAUAAAAAUACUGUGGUGA
Messenger RNA from Cotesia congregata, 1419 nucleotides. The record is from the annotation of a GenBank genome assembly. NCBI's taxonomy places the organism in Eukaryota, Metazoa, Arthropoda, Insecta, Hymenoptera, Braconidae.